UCACACUCACAUCUAAUGUGUUAUGUAUAUAUAAAUAGAAAGAUGUAUGUGAGUCAAGACAUAUAUCCAAUCAAAGACAUUGUAUUCACACCAAAAAAAAAAAACAGAAACUACUCAAUCCAACCAUGUCGAGAACCCUAAUCAUGACAGAUUCUGAUUUAGCCCUCUUGGAUUCCAUAACCCAAUAUCUUCUAGAAGAUGAUUUCAAUCUCGCUAAUGUGAGCUGUUUCAAUGUCAGUAGCAGUACUGCUAGUCCUCAACCACCUCCCAGGGACAAGGCAGCGACUGAUCAUGGCCACGCUCUCGAGGCGGCGAGUGAGAGUAAGAUGGCGGUGAUUCAUUUUAGGGGUGUGAGGCGAAGGCCCUGGGGGAAGUACGCAGCAGAGAUUAGAGAUCCGAAGAAGAACGGCGCCAGGGUGUGGCUUGGGACCUACGAGACGGCUGACCAUGCAGCUUUGGCUUACGACCGAGCCGCUUUCCGUAUGCGUGGCUCCAAGGCUAAGCUUAAUUUCCCUCAUCUUGUCGGCUCCGAUGAGUUGGAUCUGGCGCGAGUAACAACCAAGCGUCGCUAGCCGGAGACGUCGUCGGCUACGUCGGAUGAGCGGUCUUAUAAGCUCAAGCGAACAAGGAGUACAGAGGAGGGAAAUUUUAAGGUUAAAGCUGAGUUAGACGAAUCUGAUUGGUUUAAUUUUUGCCAGGUGGAAACAUCAAGUAAUGACAGCUGGUAGCCUUUUAUUCGUCCUUCCAUUGUAUAUACGAAGACAAGUGAUUCGUUCUUUUUUUUUCAAUAGUGUCACACAAAUUUUUAUUGAAAAUAAAAGCUGUAAAGAAAUAUUAGUUGGUUGAGGCUUCGCUAUAGUUGGCGGUGGCGUCCUAACUUUUUAAAAUUUUACAUCAUUUAAUUUAUUUGUUUAAGCUAAAACAA
This is a messenger RNA of Humulus lupulus (European hop), 925 nucleotides long. Its product is annotated as ethylene-responsive transcription factor 13-like. Gene Ontology annotation, biological process: regulation of DNA-templated transcription; ethylene-activated signaling pathway. The transcript has a single exon. Lineage: Eukaryota; Viridiplantae; Streptophyta; Magnoliopsida; Rosales; Cannabaceae. The record is from RefSeq and is a predicted model, not a curated record. The coding region runs from base 126 to 572 and encodes 148 amino acids. Gene Ontology annotation, molecular function: DNA binding; DNA-binding transcription factor activity.